Messenger RNA from Dibothriocephalus latus, 645 nucleotides. Lineage: Eukaryota; Metazoa; Platyhelminthes; Cestoda; Diphyllobothriidea; Diphyllobothriidae. The record is from the annotation of a GenBank genome assembly.
GAGAAUAUAGAACAGGCUGAGGCGGGCCUGGAAACAGCCAAGAAGGAGGUAGAGACCAAAACUGUGGAGUUGGAAGCUGCGAAGGCCGCUCUUCAGGAUGCUAAGAAGGCGGUUAAAGCACGACAGAAAGAGGCCGACGAGGCGGCCAAGGCCAUGCAGGCAGCUGAAGCCGAAGCCGGUCGCAUAAAGGAGAAGAUCUCCCAUGCCAACUGUGCCAUCGAUCGAUUCACCCAUGAGCUUGAGGUUCAGACAAAAGAGAGCAAGGAGGCUGGAAGGCGGCUGGCGCAACUUAUGGAAGCCAACCCCUGGAUUGCUGAGGAGAAGGAGUCCUUUGGUGUGGCCGAUGGACCCUUCGAUUUCGCGAAACGCGAUCCAGCGGAGACGCGGAAACGCGUAGCCCAACUGACGGAACGGCGGGAUAAACUGAGUCGCACUGUCAACAUGCGGGCGAUGAACAUGCUGGGCACUGCAGAGGACCAGUACGCCGAGUUACUACGGCGUCAGGAGAUUGUCCUGGCCGACAAGCGCAAGAUUCAGGAAGUCAUUGAUGACCUGGACUCGCGCAAAGAGCAGGUCCUCAAGGCUGCCUACGAGAAAGUCAACACGGUAGGCCUACGGUUGAUGUGCUAUCUCGUGAAAUGUUAA